AUGUCUUCGCAGAGUAUCUGGUACGCGUACGAUCCUCAAUGGGCAUUGUCUAUACGUGCACGUUUGAACGAACUCGAUGUGUCAGAUUUAUGGCUAUUCGAAUCUGCUUCGUCAGCUUCAAUGCCUCGUUUGAUUCUCGAUAAAUAUCUUGGCAAUCCAAUUCGACAGAUGACAUCGAAGAAGUCAACGGAAAACGAACUUACCUACGAUUCUUUGCGCGGCGAUCAUCAGACUCUCGAAGCGUUAAAUAAUUUCCUUCGACAGCAAUGCUGGCGUAGUGCCGUUGAUUGGACAAUAACAUAUCUAAUGAAAAACCCGUCGGAUUAUCACAUUUGGUUUAUACGUUUUGCUUGUUUGAUUAAACUUCGAUUAUUCCAAACGAUUGAAAGCGAAUUUGAAACCUUUGGUAAUCUCAAUUCCAUAUCAAAGCUUCCGUUUAGCUUACGCUUACUUCAUGCUGAACUGCCGAUCUACAUGGAUUCCAACCAUUUCCACGAUGGUCUUGAUCGUCUAUUUCGUUUGCUGAUGAUAACCAAUACCAUCUUAAGCGUUUUACCAAAGGAUCAAACACAAUUGUGGCAUCGAAGACGUUUACGUAUUCUGUACUCUAUAGCUAAUUGUUAUAUCUUAAUGAAGCGUAUGGAUCUAAUUAUAUCGAUUUUAGAAAAUCAAAUAGUCAAAAAUGAGCCAGUCGAGCAACAAAUUGAAAUUUAUUUAUUAAUAGUACGAAUUUUAUUACAAACAGGCGAUGAGCUCAACGCGCAACGUGCAUUUGAUCGCGCAUUGAGUCUGCUACCAUCGAAGGAGAACCUCUCGGAUGGCUUUCUACUAACCAAAGAACUCUUUUCUCUAUUUCGAAAUGAUUUUUCAAGCAAUAAGCUAUUGACUGCAAUGAAGAAUCCAAUUGAAGUUAACAACCACUGUGUCAUUUUACUUUACAUGUCCAAAAUGAAAGAAUCCUUGGAUUUAUACGAGAAACUAAUCCGGGAUAAGGCGACAAAUAUCCACGAAGCUAUUAUUUUUAAUAUGUGCACUAUUUAUGAAUUGGAGUCGUUUCGAUUUACACAGAAAAAGCACGAAUUAGUCGAUUAUAUCAGUCAAUAUGUUGGUGAUGGAUUUAGUUUAACAGCAUUGAAACUACAGACAUGA
Molecule: messenger RNA, 1149 nt
Organism: Adineta ricciae
Lineage: Eukaryota; Metazoa; Rotifera; Eurotatoria; Adinetida; Adinetidae
Source: the annotation of a GenBank genome assembly